This is a messenger RNA of Symbiodinium necroappetens, 249 nucleotides long. The record is from the annotation of a GenBank genome assembly. NCBI's taxonomy places the organism in Eukaryota, Dinophyceae, Suessiales, Symbiodiniaceae.
AUGCUUCCUGUGUUUGCAUUGGUUUCAUGGCACAGGCUGGUCAAGCUCCAAUGUCGAUUGGUUGGCCACGAGACGGAUGAAACGCUUCAGCGCGACCUCAGCUGGGCCAAGGGCCAGGCUUUGAGGCACGUUGCCAAAGAUGUGGUGGAUGCGGUCUGCAAGUUAGCGGAGCUCUGUAUGCAAAAGGCAUCGUUGGAGCGCUACGCAGAGCGCAAGCAACCUCUCGUUUUUCUGCCCAGGCCUCAGUGA